AUGCGAUUUGCCUCGUCGGGCGAGAAGGCCACGGAGGCUGCGGCCGAGGCCGCCGAAGCGACUGUGAAGGAGAACGCAGCCAAGGCUGCGGAGACUGCGGAGACGGUGGCAAAGGAGGCACCCAAGAAGGCCGGUCGUGGGCUCAAGAGGACGGUCAUUGGGACGACGUUGGCGCUGGGUGCGCUCGUCGGGUAUGUGUACGCCACGGAUACUCGGGCCAGCGUGCAUCGGUACGGUAUGGUUCCGUUGGUGAGGGCCUUGUUCCCCGAUGCGGAGGAUGCGCAUCACUUCGGCGUGGAUAUCUUGAAGACGCUCUACAAGUACGGUCUUAAUCCCAGAGAACGGGGCGAUCCAGAUGGAGAUGGGUCGUUGGUGACGGAGGUCUUCGGAUAUACCCUUUCCAACCCAAUUGGUAUCUCUGGCGGACUCGACAAGCACGCUGACAUCCCGGAUCCGCUGUUCGAAAUCGGGCCUGCAAUUGUCGAGGUCGGUGGAACGACCCCUCUGCCGCAGGAUGGUAAUCCCCGUCCUCGCGUGUUCCGUGUCGUCUCCCAGAACGGCAUGAUCAACCGCUACGGCCUCAACUCCAAGGGUGCCGACCACAUGGCUGCCGUGCUUGAGCAGCGUGUCCAGGAUUUCGCCUACGCUAAUGGAUUUGGGGAACAUGAGCUGGCUGAGAAGCGUGUGCUCAAUGGCGAGGCCGGCGUGCCUCCAGGCAGUCUGCGACCCGGCAAGCUUCUUGCUGUGCAGGUGGCUAAGAACAAGGUCACCCCUGAUAACGACAUCGAAGCCAUCAAGCGUGACUACGUGUAUUGCGUGGACCGCGUCGCCAAGUACGCUGACAUCCUGGUUGUGAACGUCUCGAGUCCCAACACCCCCGGUCUGCGUGACCUCCAGGCGACUGCUCCCCUGACGGCCAUCCUGAAGGCCGUUGUCGGAGCUGCCAAGAGCAUUGACCGCACCACCAAGCCCUAUGUCAUGGUGAAGGUUAGCCCCGACGAGGAUGCAGACGAGCAGGUCUCUGGCAUCUGCCAGGCUGUCUGGAGUUCUGGUGUGGACGGUGUAAUCGUCGGUAACACCACCAACCGUCGUCCUGAUGCUCUCCCCAAGGGAUUCACCCUACCAGCUGCGGAGCAAGAGACCUUGAAAGAGACGGGAGGUUAUUCCGGACCCCAACUGUUCGACCGUACCGUCGCGCUUGUCGCUCGUUACCGGGCGAUGCUCGAUGCCACUCCCAACACCCCGGAGCUGACAGGAGCCGCCGCGGAGGCCACCACGACCGCGGCCCAGGUCGAGCCUGACACAGAGAAUACGCCCUCGGUGGAGCCUCCGAAACCCUCGGACAGUCUGGCCCGAAAGGUCAUUUUCGCUUCUGGCGGUGUCACCAACGGCCAGCAGGCGCAAGCAGUUCUGGACGCCGGAGCCUCGGUUGCAAUGAUGUACACGGCUAUCACUUACGGUGGUAUGGGAACGGUCACCCGCGUGAAGCAGGAGAUGCGCGAGGGCAAGAAGCAGCAAUAG
Messenger RNA from Aspergillus japonicus CBS 114.51, 1521 nucleotides. Its product is annotated as dihydroorotate dehydrogenase 2. NCBI's taxonomy places the organism in Eukaryota, Fungi, Ascomycota, Eurotiomycetes, Eurotiales, Aspergillaceae. The record is from RefSeq and is a predicted model, not a curated record. Gene Ontology annotation, cellular component: mitochondrial inner membrane; cytoplasm. Gene Ontology annotation, molecular function: dihydroorotate dehydrogenase activity. Gene Ontology annotation, biological process: pyrimidine ribonucleotide biosynthetic process; 'de novo' pyrimidine nucleobase biosynthetic process. The coding region runs from base 1 to 1521 and encodes 506 amino acids. The transcript has 2 exons.